This is a messenger RNA of Carlito syrichta (Philippine tarsier), 2612 nucleotides long. RefSeq names its product toll like receptor 6 (gene TLR6). The record is from RefSeq and is a predicted model, not a curated record. Gene Ontology annotation, molecular function: transmembrane signaling receptor activity; lipopeptide binding; Toll-like receptor 2 binding. Gene Ontology annotation, cellular component: Toll-like receptor 2-Toll-like receptor 6 protein complex; membrane. The coding region runs from base 45 to 2441 and encodes 798 amino acids. The transcript has a single exon. Gene Ontology annotation, biological process: toll-like receptor signaling pathway; immune response; cellular response to diacyl bacterial lipopeptide. Lineage: Eukaryota; Metazoa; Chordata; Mammalia; Primates; Tarsiidae.
GGCUCUUAUCAAGAUGCUCUGAAGAACAACAUCACUGCAACUUCAUGACCAAAGACAAAGAACCAGUUGUCAGAGGCUUCCAUGUUGUCUGCAUUAUGGCCAUAAUAGUUGGAGCUGCAAUCCAGUUCUCUGAUGAAAGUGAAUAUUUGGUAAACAUGUCAAAAGCAAACCUUACUCAUGUUCCAAAAGGUCUACCACCAAAAACCAAAGUCUUAGAUAUGUCUCAAAACUACAUAUCUGAGCUUCAGAUCCCUGAUGUCCGCUUUUUGUCAGGACUGACAGUUUUGAGACUUUCCCAUAAUAGAAUCCGGCAACUUGAUUUUAGUGUUUUCAAGUUCAACCAGGAUUUGGAAUAUUUGGAUUUAUCUCAUAAUCAGUUGCGAAAGAUAUCCUGCCAUCCUAUCGUGAGUCUGAAGCACUUAGACCUCUCAUUCAAUGACUUUGAUGCCCUGCCUAUCUGUAAGGAAUUCAGCAACUUCACGCAACUAAAUUUCUUGGGAUUAAGUGCUACAAAGUUACAACUGUUAGAUCUGCUGCCAGUGGCUCAUUUGCAUCUAAAUUACCUCCUUUUGGAUUUAAGAAGUUACUAUGUGAAAGAACAUGACACAGAACGUCUUCAGAUUCUGAAUACAAAGAUACUUCACCUUGUUUUUCACCCAAAUAGCUUAUUCUCUGUCCAAGUGAACAUAUCAGUUAAUACCUUAGGGUGCUUACAACUGACUAAUAUUAAAUUGAAUGAUGAGAACUGUCAAGUUUUAAUUAAAUUUUUAUCGAAACUCAUUAGAGGCUCAACUUUAAUGAAUAUUACCCUAAACCACUUGGAAGUAACUUGGAAAUGCUUGGUUGGAGUCUUUCAGUUCCUUUGGCCCAAACCUGUGGAAUAUCUUAAUGUUUACAAAUUAACAAUAGUUGAAAGCAUCGACGAAGAAGAUUUUACUUAUUCUCAAACAACACUGAAAGCAUUGAAAAUAGAACAUAUUAGAAACCGAGUUUAUCUUUUUUCACAGACAGCGUUAUACACUGUGUUUUCUGAGAUGAACAUCAUGACGUUAACCAUAUCAGAUACACCUUUUAUACACAUGCUUUGUCCCCAGUCACCAAGCACAUUUAAGUUUUUGAACUUUACCCAGAAUGUUUUCACAGAUAGUAUUUUUCAAAAUUGCUCCACGUUGGUUAAAUUGGAGACACUUAUCUUGCAAAAGAAUGGAUUAAAAGAUCUUUUCAAAGUAGGCCUCAUGACUAAAGAUAUGCCAUCUUUGGAAACACUGGAUGUCAGCUUGAAUUCUUUGAAAUCUGAUCAACAUGAAGAAAAUUGCACUUGGGCUGAGAAUAUAGUGAUGUUAAAUUUGUCUUCAAAUAUACUCACUGACUCUGUUUUCAGGUGUUUACCUCCCAGGAUCAAGGUACUUGAUCUUCACAAAAACAAAAUAAAGACCAUUCCUAAACGAAUCAUGAAACUAGAAGCUUUGCAAGAACUCAAUGUUGCUUUCAAUUCUUUAACUGACCUUCCUGGGUGUGGCACUUUGAGCAGCCUUUCGGUGCUGAUCAUUGAUCACAAUUCCAUUUCCCACCCAUCAGCAAAUUUCUUCCAGAGCUGUCAAAAGAUUAGGUCCAUAAAAGCAGGGAACAAUCCAUUCCAAUGCACCUGUGAGCUAAGAGAAUUUACCAAAAAUCUAGGCCCGCUAUCAAGUGAAGUGCUAGAGGGCUGGCCUGAUUCUUAUAAGUGUGAUUACCCUGAAAGCUACAAGGGAACCCCACUCAAGGACUUUCACGUGUCGCAAUUGUCCUGCAACCCAGCUCUGCUGAUCGCCACCAUUGGGACCAUCGUGCUGGUGUUGGCUGUGACCGUGACCUUCCUCUGCAUCUACCUGGAUGUACCCUGGUAUCUCAGGAUGGCGAGCCAGUGGACCCAGACCCGGAGACGGGCCAGGAACACACCCUUAGAGGAACUCCAAAGAACUCUCCAGUUUCAUGCUUUUAUUUCAUAUAGCGAACAUGAUUCUGCCUGGGUGAAGAAUGAAUUGGUACCUUGCCUGGAAAAAGAAGAUGUACAGAUUUGUCUCCAUGAGAGAAACUUUGUUCCUGGUAAGAGCAUUGUGGAAAACAUCAUCAACUGCAUUGAGAAGAGUUACAAGUCCAUCUUUGUUCUGUCUCCCAACUUUGUCCAGAGUGAGUGGUGCCACUAUGAACUCUACUUUGCCCACCACAAGCUCUUCUGUGAGGGGUCUGAUAACUUAAUCCUGAUCUUGCUGGAGCCCAUUCCACACAACAGCAUUCCCAGCAAGUAUCACAAGCUCAGGGCACUCAUGAAGCAGAGGACUUAUUUGGAGUGGCCUAAAGAAAAGGGUAAACAUGGACUUUUUUGGGCUAACAUUAGAGCUGCUUUCAAUAUGAAAUUAGCACUAGUCACUGAAAAUGAUGAUGUGGAAAACCUAAAAUAAAAUCAGGAAAUCCAGUUUAAGAAACCAUCAUUAACUUGAAUUCAGCUGAGCACUAUGGUUCUAAGUUACCAUCUGAAGGUACUUCCAUCAUUUCCACGCCUGCAAGAAAACAAAAUGUCCACUGGAGAUUGUGCUGGGGGAGUGAGGUGGUGCUCAACUUGUGAGGAGAGA